AUUUACUCUUAAUCUCAUCUCUCGGUAACAGAUACAAGACAAUGGUCCCGUGUCAAAUUAGAAGGGCCUCAGCCUAUAGAAAGAUGUGGACAUACUGCAAUAGCUCAAGAUGGAAUUAUGUAUAUUUGGGGAGGGCAACAAGAUGGUCAUUAUUUUAAUGACCUAUUUUUUUUCAAUACCAGCACAUUCAAUCAUACGCCGAGAUGGGAGCAAGUUAUCUACGCCAGUAGCGAAUGCCCUCAACCGAGAUCAGGACAUAUUUCUGUUAUUUUUGAAAAUAAGCUAUACAUAUUUGGAGGUACAAAUGGUAGACAUUUGUUCAAUGAUAUUUGGUCUUUCGACUUACAUUCAAGAGUUUGGACAAGAAUUGAAGCAGAUGGUUUCAUUCCUAUAGCUAGAGAAAGCUGUGCUGCAGCGAUGUCGGAUGACGUUAUUUAUAUUAUUGGAGGAAAGGCCGAAAAUGGCGUGGAACUGAAUGAUUUAUGUGCUUACAAAAUUAGAAGUAGACGUUGGUUCAAGUUUCAAAAUAUGGGUCCUUCUCCUUCACCUCGUUUUGGACUCACGAUGACAUCAGUGAACAAUCGGUUGUUUGUCAUAGGUGGUGACAACGAGAAUGCGAAAAUGGAAGACGCUUCAUUAAUUUACAUAUUGGAUUGCUUAAAGAUUAAAUACCCUGCAGAUACCCCACUUCCUCAAUCACAGCCAUCCGUCAAUCAGACACAGAACAACAACCAAAAUGUUAACCCAACAAAUAACAUGUAUCAACAACAACAGCAAACAUCUUACGAGACAUCUAUAACGAAACCGCUGCAACACCAAAAACAAUAUGAGCAGAUGCCACCACAAAAUAGUCAGGAACAGCCUAUACAAUCAGUCACUCAACCUAGCUCACCUACACAGCAGCAAAGUCAGCAAUAUUCUCUUGCUGCUACUGCUGUUAUGAACAGUGUUAAUAAUAUUCGAAAAGAUGGAGAUAGUUCGACGUAUUAUAGCAGUAAUGACAGUCCAUCGUCACCGAUAAGUGAUAACAGUAGCCCUUCAAGCGCUUCACCUCGUCAUAGGUCAUUUUUCCCAGACUCUCAAAUCUCUCCCCAACAGACACCACCCGUUCGACCUCCACGGCAUAUCUCGACUGUUCCUGAAGCAGCAUUAAGACGCCCUCGUGGAGCCUCCCCUUUGCCAUAUACCGAAUCAGAGAUCGCCUCUGACGCUCGCCGUCAUUAUCAACCGCCUAUUUCGUCACCCACUCCUAUGGAAAAGCAAAAUAGCAACUUGUCCGUUCCUGAUUCUCUUAACGCAAACCAACCAGUAGACAGUCGAAGCUCACCGAACUUUAGCAACAAUUUAACGCCGCCCCCAAGACCUUCUCGUGAUGGUGUAGGUUUAGGAAAUGUUCAACGAAACACAGUAAUGUCGCCUACCGACGUUCAUCAUAGAGUAGCAACGUCGGAACAACAUGAUCAAGAUGAAAUACAGCGCCCAAAAUCGCAAAUACCUACGAGUAACAGCCAGCUUCAGUAUCAUCAUCAACCAUUACAACAACCAUCUGAACCAAUUUCUGAACGUUCGCCCAAUCGUCAACAUGACAGCCUAGCAUCACCCAAUAGCACAUCUCCGUCUCCUAAACCAAGCAAGUCAGUACAGAUUCAACAACAGACAACCACUAGUACCAGUACUGGGAGCAAUAAUGCAACCAGCACAGCAGCAAUUCAAGCGGCCAAUAUAGCGGUUGCAGAAGAACGCCAAACGCUUUUACGUGAAAUUGCAACUCGUGACACAAUCAUUAGCGAAAUGAAAAAGAAAGAGAAUUGGUGGAGAAUGGAAGUCUCAUUAGCACGUAAAUUGCGGCAGUCUCUAAAAGAGCCCUUUGAUGACGGUUUCGAUGCCGAUGAAGCCUUCUUGAUGGAUAUUGACCAUUUUAGCAACGACAAAGCUAAAUUAUUUGAGCAACUGGUUUCUGUUAAAAGUGAAUUGCGACGUGUCAAAGCAAGCAUUUCAAAGCAAGCUCAGCCUAUAUCAGAAAAGGUGGCCCAAGCAGAUCGAAUGCGUACAGCUGCUUUACAGGAAGCAGCCUAUUUCAAAAGCAAAUAUCUGGCACUGAAAGCACAUCGACAGCAGGAAUUAGAUACAGUAACGGAAGCAAGAUGUGAUGAUUUAGAAAAACGACUAGCCAUUGCCUUAUCGGAAAAUGAAGCGAAGCAUAAAUUAUUGCAGCAGUUACAAAAGCGCUCUCAGCAUGACCAAACAGCCAGACAAGCGACAGAAGAAAGGGCUCGUGAGGCGAAUCAACGUGCUGAAGAAGCUCAACAAGCACAUCAAAGGGCAUUGGAAGAAUUGCAGCUGGUGUACAGUCGCGCCACAAAAUCCGAAAUGCAAAUAAGGGACAAUGCCUCAAAAAUCGCUGAUUUAACCCAACAGUUAAGGGAUGCAUUGUUGGCUUCUCAACCCAUAAGCAGAAGCCAAGAACUGGCCGAAGCACAACUAAAAGCCUCUCAAUUGGAGGCUGCCAAUCUUAAAGCACGUAACGAUGCUGCAGUCUUGAGACAGAAGUUAGCUGAGCAGAACGAUGAGAUAGCCCGUUUAAGAACACUUGUUCAAGAACGAGAAGACGCUUUAUCAGAAGCAAAGCUUCACACUGAAGAUUAUGAAAUUCAACUAAGAAUGAUGAGAGAAGCCAUCAACAACCAGCAACAGCAACAAAAGGCUGCACGCGCUACCGCUGCUGCUGUGAACAACAAUGAAAUCUCACCAACAAAAGCAUAUUAGACAUCUAUACACAAAAUUCAUAAUAGAUCUUGAAAAUAUUUAACGUAUACUCCUACUAUUGGUUAUAAUCAUAUAUUCCCCAUCUUUAGCUUAAUAAUAAAACAAUAUCACUUUCCAAGUCAAAUCCUUCCCUCUUUGCUCUCAACUGAUUUUCAAUUCUGCUCAAUACUACAAAAUUCAAAAAUCACAACUGACAAGCUCGAUGCGGGAAUAUUUAGCCUUUUAAUGCAAACAAUGGAAAGACUAUAAGAAUACAAUUAAAAAAUCAUAAAUAAAAAUACACAUGUAUAUACAAAGUUUUAUCCUUCACGCCAUUGAUGUUGACAAUCAUCGUUGCAGCACUUGUAGAAAAUCGAGGAAGGUUCAUCUGCAGAACGAAUUUGAAUCAUCAUGAAAUAAGCUUUAUCAUGUUCGCAUUUUGGGCAAGUAGCUAUUAAGAAAGAAUAAGAUUAGCCAAGUGGAUCAGGUCACUGAUUGUCUUUGCA
Mycotypha africana is the source of this 3251-nucleotide messenger RNA. RefSeq lists its product as uncharacterized. The coding region runs from base 118 to 2766 and encodes 882 amino acids. The record is from RefSeq and is a predicted model, not a curated record. Lineage: Eukaryota; Fungi; Mucoromycota; Mucoromycetes; Mucorales; Mycotyphaceae. The transcript is spliced from 5 exons. Gene Ontology annotation, molecular function: protein binding.